GCGGAAGUGACGUGCCGGCUGGGCGCUGGCGUGCGGCGGCCAUGGGCAGGAAGGAGCGCGAUAAGAAGAAGUCCAAGAAGCGCCAUUACGAUGACGACGAGGACGAUGAAGACGAAGCUCCCGGCAAGGAGUCGCAGGAGGCGGUGCCGUCCGCGGCGGGGAAGCAGGUGGAGGACAGCGGCACCAAGGUGGACGAGUACGGGGCGAAGGACUACAGGCACCAGAUGCCCCUGAAGGCCGACCACGCCUCGCGCCCCCUCUGGGUGGCUCCUGAUGGCCAUAUUUUUCUGGAAGCCUUUUCUCCAGUUUACAAAUACGCGCAGGAUUUUUUGGUUGCCAUUGCUGAGCCUGUGUGCAGACCAACCCACAUUCACGAAUACAAGCUGACUGCUUACUCACUGUACGCUGCUGUUAGUGUUGGCCUACAAACAAGUGACAUCACAGAGUAUUUGCAAAAACUGAGCAAAACUGGUGUCCCAGAUGGAAUAAUUCAGUUUAUCAAGCUGUGCACUGUCAGCUACGGGAAGGUGAAGCUGGUACUGAAACAUAACAGGUAUUUUGUGGAAAGUACCCACCCUGAUGUCAUUCAGCAGCUUCUGCAAGACCAUGUUAUUAGAGAGUGUCGCCUGAGAAAUGCCGAGGGUGAAGAAACAGAGCUCAUUACAGAGACGUUCACAAGUAAAUCAGCGAUUUCCAAAUCCAGUGAAGGUGGCUUUGGUCCGUCAACAUCACAGGGCACAGAUGCUCAGAAUAAGCCAGAUGUCCCAGCUGACUUAUUUGAGUUUUAUGAACAGAUGGACAAAGAUGAGGAGGAGGAGGAAGAAACGCAGACAGUGUCUUUUGAAGUCAAGCAGGAGAUGAUUGAAGAACUUCAGAAGCGUUGUAUCCAUUUGGAGUACCCCUUGCUGGCAGAAUAUGAUUUCAGAAAUGAUUCUGUGAAUCCUGAUAUUAAUAUAGAUCUGAAACCUACAGCUGUCCUCAGGCCCUAUCAGGAGAAAAGCCUAAGGAAGAUGUUUGGAAAUGGACGAGCCAGAUCUGGUGUUAUUGUCUUGCCAUGCGGUGCUGGCAAGUCUCUGGUUGGAGUGACAGCUGCUUGUACUGUCCGCAAGCGGUGUCUGGUCCUUGGGAAUUCUGCAGUGUCUGUAGAGCAGUGGAAAGCCCAAUUCAAGAUGUGGUCCACCAUUGACGAUAGUCAGAUAUGUCGGUUCACUUCUGAUGCCAAAGACAAGCCCAUUGGCUGUUCUAUUGCUAUCAGCACAUAUUCCAUGUUGGGACACACAACGAAAAGAUCCUGGGAAGCAGAAAGAGUAAUGGAGUGGCUUAAAAGUCAAGAGUGGGGCCUUAUGAUACUUGACGAAGUGCAUACUAUCCCUGCAAAAAUGUUCAGACGUGUGCUCACUAUUGUCCAAGCUCACUGUAAACUGGGGCUGACUGCUACCCUGGUCAGAGAAGAUGAUAAAAUUGUUGACCUGAACUUCCUGAUUGGACCAAAGCUCUAUGAAGCCAACUGGAUGGAGCUGCAGAACAGUGGCUACAUUGCUAAAGUCCAGUGUGCUGAGGUUUGGUGCCCAAUGUCACCUGAAUUUUACAGAGAAUAUGUAGCUAUCAAAACAAAGAAACGGAUACUGCUGUACACCAUGAACCCAAAUAAAUUCAGAGCCUGCCAGUUCCUGAUUAAGUUUCAUGAGCGACGGAAUGAUAAGAUCAUCGUAUUUGCUGACAAUGUGUUUGCACUGAAGGAGUAUGCAAUCAGACUUGGGAAACCCUAUAUAUAUGGUCCUACUGCACAAGGAGAAAGAAUGCAAAUUCUGCAAAACUUCAAGCACAAUCCAAAAAUCAACACUAUUUUUAUUUCCAAGGUAGGUGACACAUCCUUCGAUCUGCCAGAAGCCAAUGUUCUGAUUCAGAUAUCGUCCCAUGGUGGGUCUCGAAGACAGGAGGCUCAAAGACUGGGACGAGUGCUGAGAGCCAAAAAAGGCAUGGUUGCGGAGGAAUACAAUGCCUUUUUUUAUUCUCUUGUAUCCCAAGACACUCAGGAAAUGGCAUAUUCAACAAAGCGACAACGGUUUCUUGUAGAUCAAGGUUAUAGCUUCAAGAUGUUUGCUGCCUUAUUCUUGAAAAUUUGGAGACUCUACCUCAUCUUUAGGUAAUUAUUUCAAUGCCGACGUCCUAUCCUUCAGAAUUUUUGUUCCUAAAUUAGUAAAAAUUCAUUACCCCUUUAAAAGUGUAACAGUUUUCACUUUUUUUCUAGGACUUACUUUCUUCUCACCAUCUCUCAAUAGCUUCAUUCUCUGCUCCUCACCAAAAAGAGGACUCGAAUAUUUUUUUGCUAAAUCACAUCAUUUGUCUUUGCUUCUUAAAUAGGAGCCUUGUCAUCACAAUUUACUGCUUGGAGUUUACUGCUGGCAGGCUUUUUUCUGUUAGCUAACCAUAGUUUAGUUAUUUACUGUAUUGUGGUUUUAUUUAGAGGCUGAAUGUAGGAUACAUUAAAUUUUAAACCAAUAGCAGAAGAACUCACUAUAUCAAAGAAAAGGGGAUAACUUUAAACUUGGCAUCUGUUGAACAGCUUAAAAAAUGAUGAUGCAGUGGGAAUUCUUUCCAUUCUAUGAAUCACAUUAGCACUGUUUUGCAACCACAACUGGAAAAAGGCUAACACAAUUUAAAAUUGCUUUUCAUGAGUCCUUUUUCUUUAUUUUUGAGGUGAGCAUAGCACAUGUCCUUCUAAAUAAACAAGAAGGGGGACCAUAGUGUUCCUUUAGUCAUCAGGUGGGACAGGUUUCUUCCCUGAAUGGAUUCUUAAAGCUGGGACAUUUCUUAGAAAGACAUUCACUUUCAAAUUAGAAAUUGCCAUUGACAACAGCCCACAACACUCAUUAUUUGUUCUAGUGUUUCACUACCCUGUUUUUCAAAAAAGUUACUUUGUGUCUAAUGUGGAUUUGUUUUACUUUAAGCUGUAUUUAUAUUUUUUUAUCAGUUUUUGUGAUCAGAUCCAGCCCAGAUUACUGAGCUAAUUAGUUUCUGAUUGUACUGACUGAAGAGAUAAGCUGAAAAAGGAAGAUGAGGAGGGAAAACACUACAUAAUCAAGGGAAAUAGCUGAAUUAGAAUGUCUUUCUCAAAACCUCUUCAAGUUGCAAACACAAUGGGAAAACUUAGAUUCUCAUGUAUAAGCAUAUGUUUACCAGAAUGCAUUUAACUGCAGGAAAAAAUAUUGUGAAAUUUUCAAAAUACCUGUAAUGAAGAAAGCAAACUGCCUAUUGUGAAGCUUUAUAACAGAAGCUUGGGAGCCUUUCAAUUCUUCAGGAGGUUUUUCAGCUAAAGGAGUAUAUGGCACUGUGUUGCCAGCAGAUGGCAUGUGCCCUGCAUCUGUGGUUAUCAAAUGAGUUAAUAAGAAUUUCAGAGAGAACAAACGUAACAGCUAAGUUAUCUUCUGUUUAAGUAUGCAGAUGUUGAAAGAGCCCUUUUGCUCUGCUGCUUUGUUGCAGGUUACUGCACUGUCAACAACUGAUCAUACAUCUCAAUUUGUUAGGUUUUUUUUCCGUUAUUCCUCAAUGCUUAUGCUGGAAAGCUAGUGGAUUAUUUUUGUUAAAUAUAAAGAACUAGAGCCCACAGCAUGAAGCUAAACAUGGCAGUAAGUUGAAUAUGCUUCUGAGCUGUGUGUGCUUCGGUCAGGUUCUUGGUCAGGCUGGAAUGGACAGUGUUUGGCUGACAUUCUCUUGUUGAGAGCUGCUCUCUCUUUUCUCUCUCUCUUCUCUCUUCUUUUCCAAAAGGUUUGUAUGUUGCAUUUCCAGCUAGAAUAUAACAAUGGGUGUGUGUAUAUAUAUGUGUGUACACCAUGUAGCAGGAUUUUAUAUAUGUCUGUGCUGUCUGUAGUGUUAAGCUGUUCAGACCAUUAAUAAAAGUUGAAGGCAGUUCCAACAGGAUAUGGAAUCAGAAAUCCUUUUCUUGGUUUUGAAUAGCUAACAGGAGGAAGAGCGCUCACCUUGUACUGUG
Molecule: messenger RNA, 3991 nt
Organism: Grus americana (Whooping crane)
Lineage: Eukaryota; Metazoa; Chordata; Aves; Gruiformes; Gruidae
Gene: ERCC3
Product: ERCC excision repair 3, TFIIH core complex helicase subunit
Exons: 14
Coding region: 42-2150 (702 amino acids)
Biological process (GO): nucleotide-excision repair; transcription initiation at RNA polymerase II promoter
Cellular component (GO): nucleotide-excision repair factor 3 complex; transcription factor TFIIH holo complex; transcription preinitiation complex
Molecular function (GO): 3'-5' DNA helicase activity; DNA binding; ATP binding
Source: RefSeq, a predicted model, not a curated record